AUGUGCGCAGGAGACCUGCUGGUGAUGGACGACGAAGGGUACCUGUACUUCAAGGACCGCACGGGCGACACCUUCAGGUGGAAGGGCGAGAACGUGAGCACCGCUGAGGUGGAGAACCACCUCUCUGCCCUCGUCAGGAGCAGCGACCUCUGCGUCUACGGCGUCCAAAUCCCCCAGACGGAGGGCAGGGCGGGCAUGGCGGCGGUGGUGGACGUGGACGGGUCGCUGGACGUGCAGGAGGUGGCCAGGGGCGUGACGGCUCUGCUGCCUGCCUACGCGCGCCCGCUGCUACUUAGGACCGUCAAGCAUAUGGAGAUGACCGGUACAUACAAAUUACGGAAGACCGAGCUGCAAAAAGAAGGCUUCGACAUCACCGUCAUCAAGGACCCGGUCUACAUCCUCGACCCCAAAUCCGUCACAUACAAGCGUCUGGAUGAGCGGCUCUAUGAACAGCUCAUGUCGGGCGCUCUCAAGGUCUAGUUAUUGGGUUAGAAGUCUCAAGGUCUGGCGUCAAGGCAUCAAGGUCUGGCGUCAAGGUCUAUGUGAGCAUCGAGGUCUUGGCGUCAAGUUCUAUGUAGGCAUCGAGGUCUCGGCGUCAACGUCUAUGUAGGCAUCGAGGUCUUGGCGUCAAGUUCUAUGUAGGCAUCGAGGUCUCGGCGUCAACGUCUAUGUAGGCAUCGAGGUCUUGGCGUCAAGGUCUAUGUAGGCAUCGAGGUCUCGGCGUCAAGGUCUAUGUAGGCAUCGAGGUCUCGGCGUUAAGGUCUAUGUAGGCAUCGAGGUCUCAGUGUCAAGGUCUAUGUAGGCAUCGAGGUCUCGGCGUCAAGGUCUAUGUAGGCAUCGAGGUCUCGGCGUUAAGGUCUAUGUAGGCAUCGAGGUCUCGGUGUCAAGGUCUAUGUAGGCAUCGAUGUCUAAGUGUCAAGGUCCAAAAGCCAUGGUCGUUGUGUCAAUGUUGUAAGUCUCAAGGUCUAUAAGGAAAGAGAUCUAGAUAGGUAUCAAGGUCCUUGUGUAUGGUCUUGGCGUCAAGAUUUAGGUGUCGAGGUGUUGGUCGGAACAGCUUUGAGAGCGAAUAGAUGUCUAGCUCGACCUUCAUUAUUUUAAGCAUUGUGGCAUAUGGCGAUUAAUUUUUAAAGCAUUCAGCCAGUUACUUUUGAAGAUAAUUAUAAAUAUGAUAGUACGAUGUCAUCGACAGAUGUGCGUGUAUCUUCACGAAAUGAGCAUUUCUUGAAAUAAAAAGUAAAUAAAUGGAAAAUUUUAACCAUCUCUGAAAAAAAGGUCUUAACUGCCCCGUUUUUAUAGGAAUAAAUGUCAGUUGCGACUCCAACUUCUGCCAUUUUUAACUGCGCUUAUGUUUCAAUGCGCGGCUGUGAUGAUUGUCAUUUCAAAUAUGUAUUGUUCUGUUGAAUUAUCUGUACUACUUACUUCAAUAAUGUUCUGAUUGAGGAUUGUUCUUUGCUCCCACUUGUUGGGGUGGUGCAAUGAAACCAAUCAAAUGGUCACAUAUUUGAGCGAUUUCUAAUUGUUAAAAUAAAUUUAUUUCCUUCGAUUUAGGAAUUUUAGCUAUGGAUUUUAUAUUCCGAGAUUUUAAUUUACAAAAAAGUUUGAAGAAUUGUUGAUAAGUUCAAUUCGUGAUGGCGCGUAACCAGAAUUUAGUUGAGUUGUGUAAGAUUUUGCUCCUUCUGUCAAGAUCCUCUGAUUAAAGCUGUACUCUUGUAUGGAUUGCUAUAAAUUCCUAGGUUGAGUCCUCGUGUAUGAUUUUUUGGCCAGAUCAUAAUCCUUGCAUAAUUAUUUAUUGCAUAUACUCAUUUGUAUAGAGAAUACAUACUUUAUUUUUUGAACUUUAUACUUUUUUUCUAUUAUUAUUACAUCAGUAGGCGUUGCUGGACCCGCCAGCGGUCUGGAGUCCGAUAAACUCUGCGGGCUGGAGUCCGAUAAACUCAGUGGGCUGAAGUCCGAUAAACUCAGCGGGCUGAAGUCCGAUAAACUCAGCGGGCUGGUGUCCGAUAGACGCAGCGGGCUGGUGUCCGAUAGACGCAGCGGGCUGGUGUCGCAAGCAUUGUUGUGUUGGUAGACGACGCGUGUUGUAGUCUUAAGACAUAGUGUGUAGACUCAGCGUGCGUCCAAAGCUGUAGUUAUUCCUAUAGUUUAUCUCCUUCUAGUAAUUAAUUGUGGGGUCCUAAGUUGCUCAUUCCUGCCAUCUUGCAAUGCGCCAUAAAAUAUUUACUGUAGCUAUGAGAAGAAUCUGCUCUCAGUCUUCAGAUAAUAUCUACUAAGAAUUACAUUCUUUAUUUUCUCUCGCUGCUUUAGUGUUGAACGAACUGUGAUGAUUAAAAAUUAAUUCAUGGGAUAAAUUAGAAAUUAUGCUGCGAUUUUCCAGAUUCACUACAAUUUCUCAAAUGAAAGUUUUUCUUGAAAGCUCAAUUCGAAUGCUGUGAGAAUAUAACAUUUACCUCAAGUCAACCUGUAGGUGAUUGAAGAUACAUAAUUUUUGCCCUUGUAUAUGUCGGAGUUGUUAUAGAAUAAUAAGGUUAUAUAUGGGAUAUCCCUGAUGAGUUUGACCGUAGCUGAGAGGAAUUUUCUUGGCUUCUGCUGUAAGGGAGAUGAGUUAAGCUUGAAGUGAACUUCGAUAAAAGGGAUGAAGGUUUUUUCUGUUUUGUCGGCUUGACAUAUAACGGAUCAUAGAAUUCAUGUCCCUCCACCAGUUGUCGAUGUUGAGCGAUUACUCGAUUUGCUAGUUAAGGUCUUGGACAUUUUUCAUGUUUUCGACGAGUUGAAACUUCGUGCGUCGUGCAGGACUGAGGCUGGUUUCUGCUUGUUGUAUUGGCUCCUCCUCAGUGUCGGCCUCGAAAUUUUUUAACUUUCUUCGUUAUAUGGGAAUUCUCUAAUUUAUGACACCAUAAUUGCUAAUAAAAACGAUGAUUUGUACUAAUUUUUAAUUUAAAUUUAUUUUCAUUUGAAUAGAAAUAUACUGGCUCUUUAAUUUUAUUGUAGCGUAAAUUUGAGUAAAGUCAUCACCCUCUAAUCCAUCGACUGCAUUUAUAUUUUUUUAAUGCGAAUAAUAAAUUUAAAUAAAGAUAUCAACCUUUUGGAUUUUAGGUCAUUCAAUUGGUAAAGUCGAACUAGGCUUGUCUUCUCGCUUUC
Molecule: messenger RNA, 3138 nt
Organism: Hyalella azteca
Lineage: Eukaryota; Metazoa; Arthropoda; Malacostraca; Amphipoda; Hyalellidae
Product: long-chain fatty acid transport protein 4-like
Exons: 3
Coding region: 1-480 (159 amino acids)
Biological process (GO): triglyceride homeostasis
Cellular component (GO): endoplasmic reticulum
Molecular function (GO): long-chain fatty acid-CoA ligase activity; long-chain fatty acid transmembrane transporter activity
Source: RefSeq, a predicted model, not a curated record